This is a messenger RNA of Sarcophilus harrisii (Tasmanian devil), 941 nucleotides long. RefSeq names its product ribonuclease A family member 13 (inactive) (gene RNASE13). Gene Ontology annotation, molecular function: nucleic acid binding. The transcript has a single exon. The record is from RefSeq and is a predicted model, not a curated record. NCBI's taxonomy places the organism in Eukaryota, Metazoa, Chordata, Mammalia, Dasyuromorphia, Dasyuridae. Bases 181 to 642 code for a protein of 153 amino acids.
CAGGGGCUCUAAGCUGAGUUAGUCUGGGUAAGGAGUUUGGCAUGAAUAAGAAGAGAAAAACAGAAAAAAAGAGAGAGAUGCUGAGACUUUGGGGAUGAAGAUGUAGGCCUUUUGGAGAAAGGGAAUGAUACCUGCCCUCUAUUCUCUCCCUUCCCUUUAUUGUUCUCCCCCCCAGAAAAGAUGGUUCUGGCCAGGACUCUAGUUCUCCAGCUACUCCUGGUACCAGCUCUGACCUUCCUCUCCUUCUCAUCGUCUAAAGUCAGAAAUUUCCGUACUCUGCACGUUGACUUUCCCAAGGUUACAUUUGCGAAUGAGUUCCAAGGCUACUGCAAUGGUCUGAUGUCCGUUGUUCGAGGAUACAGAUAUGAUAGGCACUGCCCCUGGACCCACUAUGUGCUGCACGCGCCCUGGAGCCAAAUAAGUAAAAACUGCAAGGAACCUGACAGCUUUUGCCAGGACUUCAGUGAGUACUGCUCUCUCAGCCAAGAUGCUUUUUUUCUUACCACCUGUUCACGAGUGACCUUGGAGCCGCCCACCACCUGCCAGUACAAUGAAACCACUUCCACUCAACGGGUCUACCUACUUUGCAACAGAAGAUUUAAUGGGGAACCCAUAUAUAUCAUUGGUCUCCUUGAGAAGUAGAAUUGGGAGGGAACCAAGUGGUAGGGGAAACCUAGAUUCCUAUCCCUGGCAGAACAAGGGGCAGGCUCUUGUUCCCUGAUUGGGGAAUGUAAGUCUUCCCCCUGCCCUCUGUAUCCCUCCUAUGACAGCAAUGCAGGCUGAGCCAGUUUCCAGGAAACUAGAUCAUUUAGCAAAGUCUCCAAGGGCUCCAGACCACUCCCCAUGGUCUCUACAUGAAUAACAGAUAAGUUACCUUAUAGACCAAAAAGAAAUUGCCCUAUUACCUUUUAAACAAGUCCAAUCCUAUGCCCUCUUGCCAA